AGCCCUUCCCCUCCACGCAUUUUUAUUUGUGGUACCCGUGUGUGUGUGUGUGUGUGUGUGCUUUUCCGUUCUGAAACAAAGCCGCGUUGGCGAGAACCCGUGUCUUUUGACUCGACGCUUUCCUUUCCUGCCACCCACUCCUACAUCUAUAUCUCUAAUUAGACUGUUCAGUGCGUCAGAGCUCAGGGACUUCUCUCCGCCAUUUUGUUUUUCCCCUUUGUCAUCACUAGCUUAUUAAUAUCUACACCACUCCCACCCACACAUUUUUAGAGUCGAAAUGCCUCCGCGUUCGUCAGCGGCUGCACGUAGCACUGGUGGUGAUGGCACCGCGUUAUCGGUGUCUACCCGUGCCCGGCAGGACCCACGUCGUCGCAUCGGCAACGGCAACGCCGUGGCGGGUGGGUUAGACCUCAGCCGCGUCGGCGUGCUCAGCGACCGCGAGCUCGCCUUCUUUCACCGCCUAGCCUGUGCGAGUGCGCAGAGCGCGGAACAGCGGCGGCUCGACGCCCGCCGAAGCGAGGAAGAGCGCCGCCGGGAGUUGUCGAAGGCGCGGACGGCAACCUGGCCCGACACGAUCGAGGCGCGUCACGACCUUUUUUUGAAGACGCAGCAGGAUGCGAAGGACGCGGCGGAGGCGCGGCAGCGGGUGCUGGAUGAGUUGUACGCGGAGCAGCUGAAGGAGGAGCGGAACGCGAUGAUCGCUCGGCAGGAGUUAGCGCAGUUGAAGGAGGACCCGCGCGGCAGCAACGCGCGAUCGAUGACGCUGCUGCACGAGACGUUGAAGGGCCGGGCGGAGCAGGUGGCGUACAAGCAGCACUGCAAGCAAGAGGAAGAGGCGGCCGCGGCGGACACGCAGCGGCAGCUGCAGCUGCAGGCGUGGGGAGACCAAACCGAAGCGAUGCAGAAGAAGCUGGCGGCCCGGCAGCGCAACAUGGAGGAGAAGAACACGAACCUGGAGACGGUGCUGUACCAGAUCAACGAGCUCCGGCAAGCGCGUGCGGCGGAGAAGCAGGAGGGCGUGCGGGUGGCGCAGGAGGCGGCGGAGGAGCGCGCCGAGCAGGCAGCGGAAGACGCCGAGCGGCGCGCACGUGAGUUGGAGAACGGUGAGUUCAACAAGUCGCACGCGCGAACCGCCCUGACGAAGUCGCAGCGCCUGCAGGAGCGGCUCGCCGACAACAAGCAGAACGAGGCCGCCAUGCGCGCAGAGGAGGCGCGGCGCGAUGGGAUGAAAGCGUGGGUGAUGGAGAAGCAGCAGCAGAAGCGCGACGCCUUCGAGAGGCGGAAGGAGACCGCGCUGCUGCAGCAUCUCGAGGAGGCGGUCCCAGAGAAGGCCCCGACCUACCGCACACAGGACGUGUUUGAGCAAAAAGGGCAGAGCUUCCUGCAGAGGAUGCACGACGGCGACGUGCAGCGGCGGGAGCAGGAGAAGCAGCACCGCAGUGAGCUGCAGCGAGAAAUGGAGGAGAGGGCGAACGGCACGUCGUCGAACGCGCAGUCGCGGCACCACGGCGCAGCCACCACCGCUGGUGGCUUCCUCAACGCAGAAGAAGAGCGCGCCUACGCAGCCGAGAUGCGGCGCUACCCGGAGCAGAUACGAGCACAGGAGGCGCAGGAAGCAGCCGCACGUCGCGCCGAGGCGCAGCGGGUUGAGGAAAUCCUGAAGCUGCAGGCGGCGGAGAAGCGCGAGAACGCGCGGCGGGCCAUCGAGGCGCGCCGUGAGGAGGCCCGUCAACAGCAAGGGUGCCAGGCGCUGGAGGAUGCGCGCUAUGGGGAGUACAUUGACUCCAUCGUGCCUGCUGACAUGGAUCCUGUUCUGUACCGCAAGGCAAAGCAACUGCAGUAA
Molecule: messenger RNA, 1843 nt
Organism: Leptomonas pyrrhocoris
Lineage: Eukaryota; Euglenozoa; Kinetoplastea; Trypanosomatida; Trypanosomatidae
Exons: 1
Coding region: 278-1843 (521 amino acids)
Source: RefSeq, a predicted model, not a curated record